UCCGAGCAGUUCGAGUUUCGCGUGUGGCGUGAUAUCUUAUAUUGCCUUAUAAUAUUCCUUCACAUUUCUUUUUCUAAGAAUGCACUGGAAAACAGGUAAUUUAAUAUCCAAUGAUAUUGAUAGUGAUGAUAGUGAUAUGAGUACAGAUAGGAUACCAAACCAGGAUAUAAGCAGUGAUGAUGAGAGUUCAACAAAUGAAUCUGUAUCAGAUAGCAAUGAUGAUACUAUUCCUGUUAUUAAGAAGUCAAAAGCCUCAACAUCUACUUCAGUAGAUGGGCCAUCCCAGCAAAAUAAUGACAAUGAUGAUGAAGAUUCUAUUAAUUCAGAUGCAGAUGAAGUUGUUCAAGCUAUAUUACAUGCAAAGGAAUUGCAUAGGAAUCAUCCACCCUCUAUUACAUUGGAAGAUAUGAUAACAGAUAUAUGUUUCCAUCCUAAAUUGGAUACUAUAGGCGUAGCCAGUAUCACGGGAGAUGUUUUCAUGUAUAAAUAUAACAAUGAAGAGACCAAUCUUGUAUCGACCAUAGAAUUACAUCUUAAAGCUUGCCGGGAUAUUGAGUUUAGUGAAGAUGGACAGUUGUUAUUUUCAACUGGAAAAGAUCUGUGUAUAGCGAUAACCAAUGUAGAAACGGAACAACUAGUCAGAUUGUACGACAAAGCUCACGAGCAACCUAUAUACACAAUGACGAUUAUCAGCGAGCAUGUAUUUGUAACAGGCGACGAUAACGGUGUAGUAAAACUUUGGGAUCUCAGGCAAAAGGGAAGCGUGCCGAUAUUUUCUAUAAAGGAUGCAGAAGAUUACAUCAGUGCAAUGAUAACCAAUACAGACGCCAAGUAUUUAGCUUGUGCUAGUGGUGACUGUCUGACGACUAUAAACAUACCUGAAAGAAAACUGCAUGUACAGUCCGAGGAACACGACGACGAGCUGACCUGUCUUGGUUUAUUUAAAAUGGAAAGUAAAUUAUUAACGGCUAGUAAUAAAGGGAAAAUGUAUGUAUAUAAUUGGGGAGAAUUUGGGCUACAUUCGGAUGAAUUUCCAAGUAUCAAAAAGAAGGCAAUUAAUUGUAUGAUCCCCAUUACGGAAAACGUAGUGAUAACUGGUGAAGAAGAUGGAAUAGUUAGGGCAACCAGUUUGUUUCCUCAUCACCAUCUUGGCAUAGUUGGACAACACAACUUUUCCGUCGAGACACUCGAUAUUAGUAAUGAUGGGAUUUUAAUAGCAUCCUCUUCGCAUGAUAAUGAUAUCAAAUUCUGGAAUGUACAAUAUUUUGAGACCCUAAAUGUCACUGAAUCCAAAAAGGGUGAAAAGCGAAAAUGGCUCGAACACAAUCUUCCUAGUAGUAAAAUUCAUAAUCGAUCCGAUUUCUUUGCAGAAUUGUAAUGUUAACGAUAAUAAAAUAUUUUAACAUAUUCUGUUUAAUCGUUAAAACGUAAAUCCUUGCAUAUCGUUGAUAAUCCUUGCAGAUUGUUUUGAAAUAAUUCAUUCGACAUCAUUUAACAUAUAUGAAUAAACGGAUAAACGAGUAGUUUUACAAAAUGUGUGCAUUUUAUACAUAAUUAUUGGUACAUGAACACUACACAAAUUUAUGUGAUAUGAAUAUUAAUAUAUAAUUUGUUUUGAUUAAACUUGGAGUAUCUUACAAAAUAUAAGCUCAAACAUAUUCUAUUACAUUGAUAGAUUGCUAUAUUUAUAUCUAGGAUAUUAUCAUAUUAUAUCAGUUCUGUUAUAAACUAUUAAAGCAGUAGUAUUAUAUAAGUCCAUCUAGAUGUAUAUAUGUAUAUAAUAUAUACGUAGCAAAUUAAAUAGAUUAACUAAAAUCUUGGCGUGCUUUAGGAAUAGAUUAAAUUCUCAAAUUCAUUGUUUGCAUUUUUUUUCGUAAUUCUAUAAAUUUACCUCAAUUGUAAAAAACGUUUUUUUGUAAACAUUUAUAGCAAUUGAAUUAAAUAGAUAGUACAAAUGAUAUUUCGACACAGAUGUAAUAUAAAAUAUAUGAAACUUUUUAGCUAGAAAUGUUCCUCCGUAAAUAGUGAGGAAUGAUUUCGUUUCUUUGAGUCCUAUUCAAAUUGCAUUUUGACGCAAUAAAGAUGCAAAAUAUAAAUGU
Acromyrmex echinatior (Panamanian leafcutter ant) is the source of this 2099-nucleotide messenger RNA. RefSeq names its product WD repeat-containing protein 55 homolog. The record is from RefSeq and is a predicted model, not a curated record. Gene Ontology annotation, molecular function: protein binding. Lineage: Eukaryota; Metazoa; Arthropoda; Insecta; Hymenoptera; Formicidae.